UGGCAGUUUCAAAAAAUGACAGGUGAAAACUAAAUAUUUCCUACAUGUUUCAUGGGGAAAACAUGUGCAACAUUAAACAUUAUUAUUUAUUUCGGAUUCCCCAAAGUUUGGUUCGUUGUUUUCAAUAUCUGUGUGUCUCUUCUUAACAGACAAAACAUUGUCCCCAGUAUUUUAUCCCAGGCUGCAUUCUCAACUGGCUCUGAUCAUCACUUUUCUGUGGCAAAAUGUCUUGCAGCUCAACGGCUGCAUGGGAAUUCACGACGAAGAAAGUAAAUUCGUCUGAAAACAUGGCUGAAUCCAACGACUCGUUCCAAAAAUGCCAUCUUACAAAAAUUCUACGCCGUAUUCAAAAAUCAACUAAUAAGACCAGACGAGGAGAAAGUAGAAAGGCUCCUCCCGGCCUUUGCCCUUUAGUGCCACCAAAAUUUGGUGGUGGUUUUCGAUAUCCAACCUUGCUGAAGCAACGGUUGCUUCCUAUGAUGAUCAAGGGUGAUGGUACUGUUGCAGCUCUAUCAAGUGACAAAUCUGAAGGAGAACAGCUAACAAUUUUCUAUAAUGGAGUUAUCAAUGUGUAUGAAAAUGUUUCUGUCGAUAAGGCAAAGGCUAUUAUGCUUCUGGCAGGUGAAAAUUCUGUGUCAGCUCCAGUUGUGGAAGAUGCAUCAAAAAUUUCACAGAAAUCACCAGUUUGCAAGUUACAACCAAAUCUUCCAAUUGCUACAAAGCGUUCUCUAGAGCUUUUUUUUAACAAACGACGAGACAGGUUAAUGAACAGAAUUGCUCUAGUUCCUACCUCCGAUGCACAACUCGAGGAUGAUUCUCAAACUCAAGAAAAGUUGUUAGCGUAGUAUGUGAAUUUAGGUAACACCGUUUGGUAUUUGUAGUUAUAAUCUGUAGCUAUAAUCUUACUUUAUAUUACAUUUUUAUAAUUGCAUUUAACAUAAAUAUAAUGUAUGAUUGUUAUAAACAAGAGAGAAAAAGAGGAGAGAUAAUUUGAGUUAAUACACUUGUCUAUUUU
This is a messenger RNA of Olea europaea var. sylvestris, 1015 nucleotides long. RefSeq names its product protein TIFY 10b-like. Gene Ontology annotation, cellular component: nucleus. Lineage: Eukaryota; Viridiplantae; Streptophyta; Magnoliopsida; Lamiales; Oleaceae. Gene Ontology annotation, biological process: response to wounding; regulation of defense response; regulation of jasmonic acid mediated signaling pathway. The coding region runs from base 225 to 845 and encodes 206 amino acids. The transcript is spliced from 6 exons. The record is from RefSeq and is a predicted model, not a curated record.